Pseudophryne corroboree (corroboree frog) is the source of this 7413-nucleotide messenger RNA. RefSeq names its product Ral GTPase activating protein non-catalytic subunit beta (gene RALGAPB). Gene Ontology annotation, molecular function: GTPase activator activity. The record is from RefSeq and is a predicted model, not a curated record. The transcript has 31 exons. Gene Ontology annotation, biological process: activation of GTPase activity; regulation of small GTPase mediated signal transduction. Lineage: Eukaryota; Metazoa; Chordata; Amphibia; Anura; Myobatrachidae. Bases 219 to 4733 code for a protein of 1504 amino acids.
AAUUGCGUGUGCGAUCGGCCAGUGUCACGUGACCGGAGCGGAGGCCGGCCAUCUUGCGUCGGCUCUGGAUGAUCCGCCCUGCGGGUUGCGGAAGCGGUGACCCGGCCGGGCCUGGUGCUGUUCAUUGAGUGACCCAGCCUAACUCAUGCACGACCGGAGCUGCAGGAAUAGCCGUCCCGUGUACUGUAUGAGGCAGUGGGAUUAGAGAAGCAUUCAACAUGUACUCUGAGUGGCGGACGCUGCACCUUGUUAUAAAGAAUGACCAAGGUCACACCAGCGUGCUACACAGCUAUCCUGAAAAUGUGGGUCGGGACGUUGCAAAUGCUGUGGUUCGUCCGUUGGGACAGUCGCUUAAUGCUCCAUCCACUGUUGGAAGUGAGAGUAUACUGAAAACUGAUAAAGAGGUGAAAUGGACCAUGGAGGUGAUAUGUUAUGGGCUUACUUUACCGCUAGAGGGCGACACUGUGAAAUACUGUGUGGACGUGUACACUGAUUGGAUUAUGGCCCUGGUGUCUCCAAAGGAUUCCAUUCCCCAGCCAAUUAUCAGAGAACCAAACAUGUACAUUCAAAUUAUCCUCAAGCAUCUGCAGAAUGUCUUUGUACCAAGGCAGGAGCAGGUAGUCAACCAAAUCCGGCUGUGCCAGCAGGUGUUGCGUUCUGUCCAGAAGCUGGCACGAGACUCUACGACUAUGGCUCGGGAGACGUGGGAGGUUCUGCUGCUCUUCCUACUACAGAUUAAUGACACGCUCCUUGCAGCUCCAACUGUGGCGGGAGGUAUUGCAGAGAGCCUAGCCGACAAACUAAUAGGAGUCCUGUUUGAAGUCUGGUUUUUGGCCUGUACCCGCUGCUUCCCAACACCACCCUACUGGAAGACAGCCAAAGAAAUGGUGGCUAAUUGGAGACACCACCCAGCUGUGGUAGAACAGUGGAGUAAAGCCAUUUGUGCUCUGACAUCCAGACUGCUACGGUUUACUUACGGCCCUUCAUUUCCUCCCUUUAAAGUUCCGGAAGAAGAUGCUAGUUUGAUAUCAGCUGAAAUGGAUAAUGAAUGUGUGACACAAACCUGGUUCCGAUUUCUACACAUGCUAAGUAACCCUGUGGACCUAAGUAACCCAAGCAUUAUUGGAACAACCCCAAACUUUCAGGAACAGUUUCUAAAUGUGAGUGGGCUUCCCCAGGAAAUCAGUCAGUACUCCUGUCUCAGACAGCUGCCUCAGAUCUUUUUCCGUGCCAUGCGUGGAGUCAGCUGCCUAGUGGAUGCGUUUUUAGGCAUCUCUCGCCCUAGGGCAGACAGUGCUCCUCCAACUCCAGUGAACAGACUCAGCAUGUCUCAAAACACUGCAACCAAUACAACUCCUCCUCACAGCCGAAGGCACCGCGCUGUCACUGUGAACAAAACCACCAUGAAAACCAGUGCAGUAAAUACAACACACAGCACAAAAGUUCAGCAGCAGGCGUCUUCCACCUCACCACUGUCCAGCCCAAACCAAACAAACUCUGAGCCACGCCCAUUACCUGCUCCUACAAGACCCAAAGUCAACAGCAUAUUAAACUUAUUUGGCUCAUGGCUCUUUGAUGCUGCUCUGGUUCAUUGUAAGCUACAAAAUGGAGUUAAUCGAGAUAGUAGUAUGACAGCAUCUUUUAUCCAAAUUCUCCUUUCUUAUAAAUCUUCAAUAGCUACGCAGGCCACCGUGGAAUUGCGUCGCAAAGGUUCCCAGUUGUCCACAGACACCAUGGGAUCAAGCACAGUGUUUGAUGCCAAUGAAUUUCCAGACAAUUAUGAGGCUGGACGGGCCGAGGCUUGUGGCACCUUGUGUAGGAUUUUCUGCAGCAAGAAGACCGGGGAGGAAAUACUGUCUGCAUACCUUUCCAGGUUUUACAUGGUCCUUGUCCAAGGUUUACAAAUUGGAGACUUUAUCUGCUACCCAGUUCUUGCCAGUAUCAUCCUGAAUUCCCCUCCACUUUUCUGCUGUGACCUUAAGGGAAUUAAUGUGGUGGUUCCAUAUUUUAUUUCUGCACUAGAAAUUAUAUUGCCAGACAGGGAGCUGUCAAAGUUUAAAAGUUAUGUAAACCCCACAGAACUUAGGAGAUCCAGUAUCAACAUCCUACUUUCACUGCUGCCUUUGCCUCACCAUUUUGGAACUGUGAAAUCAGAGGUAUUGUUGGAAGGAAAAUUUAGUAAUGAUGAAUCCGGCAGCGAUAAACCAGUUACCUUCCUAUCACUGAAGCUAAGGCUUGUCAAUAUCCUUAUAGGAGCAUUACAGACUGAGACUGAUCCCAAUAACACGCAAAUGAUCCUAGGUGCAAUGUUGAACAUUGUUCAAGAUUCUGCUUUCUUAGAAGCAACUGGAAAUCAGGUAGAAAUGAUCGAAAAUAAUCAAAUGAAAAGUCAUAGCCGAACAAACAGCAGCAUAAGCACAGCCAGCGGAGGUAGUACUGAGCCCACAACGCCAGACAGUGAAAGGCCAGCUCAAGCACUCCUGCGGGACUACGCUCUUCAUACAGAUACAGCUGCCGGUCUGCUUAUGCGCAGCAUCCACUUGGUCACCCAGAGACUGAAUUCGCAGUGGAGGCCAGACAUGAGCAUCUCAUUGGCUGCCUUGGAGCUACUCUCUGGACUGGCUAAGGUGAAGGUCAGCCUUGACUCCUCAGACAGAAAGAGAGCUGUGAUCUCUGUUUGCACAUACAUUGUGUACCAGUGCUCCAGGCCUGCUCCACACCAUUCCAGGGACCUGCACUCCAUGAUUGUAGCUGCAUUUCAGUGCCUGUGUGUCUGGCUCACUGAGCAUCCAGACAUGUUAAAUGAAAAGGACUGUCUGAAGGAGGUGCUUGAGAUUGUAGAACUAGGAAUAUCUGGUAGCAAAUCUAAAAACCCGGAGCAACAGGAGGUGCGCUACAAAGGAGAUAAAGAGCACAAUCCGGCUUCCAUGAGAGUGAAGGAUGCUGCAGAAGCCACUUUAACAUGUAUCAUGCAGCUACUUGGGGCGUUUCCUCCUCCAAGCGGCCCAGCCUCCCCCUGCAGUCUAGUAAAUGAAAUGACACUGAUCACUUAUUCCCGGAUUCCCACUGUCAGCAAGUACAGUUUCCGUUACUUUGUGCUUGAUAACAGCGUCAUACUGGCCAUGCUGGAGCAGCCUCUGGGAAAUGAGCAGAGCAAUCCCAGUCCAUCCAUCACUGUAUUGAUCAGAGGCAUGUCUGGCCGCCAUGCAUGGGCCAUGCAGCUCUGCCAUUUACCCCGGGCAGCAAGAGCCAACCAGCGAAUGUUUAUUCCUGAAGCCAGGCCAGAGCCCAAGAAUGACGUUGGUAUCAAAUACAGUGUAAAGCAUCGUCCGUUUCCAGAGGAGGUGGAUAAGAUCCCUUUCGUUAAGGCUGAUCUCAGCAUUCCAGACCUGCAUGAAAUUGUUACUGAAGAGUUGGAGCAGAGGCAUGAAAAGUUGAAGCUUGGAAUGGCUAAACAGAUUGCUUAUGAGGCUGGGCUGGAUCAUGUGAAAGAGGAGGAGUUUAAGAAGAAAAGCUACCCUGACCCUGUAACGGAAUGCAAACCGCCACCUCCCGCACAGGAGUUCCAGACUGCACGCUUGUUCCUAUCACAUUUUGGGUUCCUGUCUCUUGAAGCACUAAAAGAACCUGUAAAUAGCCGUCUACCUCCUCACCUCAUUGGACUUGACUCUCACAUACCUGGAUUCUUUGAUGAUAUUGGAUACUUGGAUUUGCUUCCCUGUCGUCCCUUCGAUACAGUUUUCGUAUUCUACAUGAAAGCUGGACAGAAAACAAGCCAGGAGAUCCUGAAGAAUGUAGAGUCUACUAGUAAUGUUCAGCCUCACUUUCUGGAGUUCCUGCUGUCCCUGGGCUGGCCUGUAGAUGUAGGGAAGCAUCCAGGUUGGACUGGUCAUGUGUCUACAAGCUGGUCAAUCAACUGCAUUGGAGAGAAUGAGCAGCAAGAUCAGGAUGAAGCUAUUACUGCAGAGGAUACAGGUGGGAGUAUAUUUAACGGGGAGAAGAAAGUCCUGUAUUAUGCAGAUGCCCUGACUGAGAUUGCUUUCGUUGUGCCAUCAGCAGCGGAGUCUAUGAUGGAAUCCUCUGACAGUAAUGUGUCAGAGCAGGAAAGUGACUCCAACAUGGAUCUUCUGCCUGGAAUUCUAAAGCAACCUCUAACAUUGGAACUGUUCCCUAAUCACACAGAAAGUUUGAAUUCCACACAGAGGCUCAGUCCCACAUCUCGUACUAAGAAGUUGCCGCAUGGGCGCACCAUCCCCCCAAUGGGACCAGAGACCAAGGUGGCCGUUGUGUGGCUGGAGCAGUAUGAUGACUUGGAAAACUUCCCACUGUCAGACCUAGUGGCAGAGACCAGCACUGGUAUAGAAACUACAACAAACAGCAGCACUUCUAUAAGGAACAGCAUGCCUGAUAAGGAGGUCCCUGUAAUAUUCAUACACCCUUUGUGCACUGGCCUGUUCCGUGUUAAAGUACAUGGGGCUUCCGGGAAAUUCAAUAUGGUUAUUCCUUUGGUGGAUGGAAUGGUGGUGAGCAGGAGAGUACUUGGCUUUUUAGUGAGGCAAACAGUCAUCAACAUCUGCAGAAGAAAGAGAUUAGAAAGCGACUCCAACACACCACAUGUGCGCCGGAAGCAGAAAAUCGCAGAUAUAGUCAACAAGUACAGGAACAGACAGCUGGAGCCUGAGUUUUACACCUCCCUUUUCCACGAUGUUGGCUUAAAGAGCUGCACUCCAUAAAACCAAAAUCCCUACUCCGGGGCCCAGAGGCAAAUGACAUUGUAUAAAGGGCCACUCUGGCAGGGUCUGGAAACCAAAAAUAACAGUUGCUGCUCUAAGUGUGUGCUUAAGGAGGGCUAUGUAACAAGACACUUUAAAUCCAAUCUGUGUGAUCCCAUCGGAAUAUAUCCAAGACUGCCCGGAGAUGGCAGAGGGUUUGGUCACGGACCACAUUUCGUAGACUAGUUUAUUAAGCAGCACGUGGAUCUUCAAGUAGUUGGCAACACCACAACUAGGGCACCAAUGUUGUAAGUCACAGGCUUGAGUGAGCAAGACUGUGGAUAAAUGCGUGAGGGCUUUUGCCAUAUAAGGUUUAGAAAUGCCACUCUGUAACAGAUCUUAUACCACUAUUGUUCAUAAGGGUCUGCUUUUUUAUGAAAGGCAAUUGCAGUCUACGAGCACCUCUCCUUCUAGUGCAUUUUUAGCCUUACAUUCACAACAAGCCUGUUAGUAAGGAGACCGUGUAUUGAGGUUGAGAAACCUCACAAUAUGUAUGCAAUCUUUUAUUUUUCACUAACUGUAGUUUGUUUUUGUUUGUUUUUUGUUUUUUUAGUUCAUUUGUUUUGUCAUGCCACCAAAAUCAUUAAAGAUGGUGAUAGAGGUGUCUGCACAGACAUUAUGCACCCUACAUGAUUAUACGUGAUUAUGGUCUCUCUAAUCAUCAGAAUUAUCACGUAUAUUCUGAGCUGUUGUUUAACCCCUCAAUUUCCAAAGGGGACUGCAAUUUUUUUAUCAUUGUUUUUGUAGUUUUCUUCACUAUUAUUCAUGCAUAUCCAGUUGCUAGGCAAUGCGCCUACAGGUGAUUAGCCAUAUUAAAUAUGGUCCACUUUGUUGAUCUGGUUUAAACAACUACAUAACAAUUUUCAAUUUAUUUUUUUGAUAUAUUAUUCAUGUGCAGUUGCGAAUAUCCAUAUAUAUGUUAUAGAAUAGUUCAGUUUAUCCCUUUUCAAUUACCAGUUUUUGAAACUAAGUUAAGGAGCCAUUUUCCACUAUAAUUAAGCCCCAGUAGGGUUUUUUCUAUUAAAAGUAUAUUGAUUUCCCGAGAUGAAGGGAUUUGUCCAUGAUAAUGCAUAUCUGUAUUUUUUAUUAUUGCAAGAUGAUAGUGGUAGGGCCUAAGGUCCCCCGACACCUCCCAGAAUGCAGCCUUUUUUGGGAGGGAGGAGAAUGGUAACGUGUAACAAGCCCUAAAGUCUAAGUUAAGCAUUGAAAGGACAUAACCAUAACAAAAUAGUAGUAUAUGUAUGUAUGUAUAUAUAUAUGUGUGUGUAUAUAUAUAUAUAUAUAUAUAUAUAUAUAUAUAUAUAUCAAAUAUUCAUCACACGAUAAUAUGUAUUUCAUGUAGGCCGCAAAAAUUCUGAUUUUUUUUGUGUGACCAUGUGGUGCCCAGUUGAAUUGUAACACCUGGAUCAAUAAUGCAUAACUUGACUUUAAGGGGUGCACAUACUUAGGUGCAGGUAUUCAGAAGUGGAGCGGUUGCCUAUAGCAACCAACCAGAUUCUAGCUCUUAUCUUCAGGAAGGUGCUAGAUAAUUGAUAAGUAGAUUCUGAUUGGUUGCUAUGGGCAACUUCUCAAUUUCUAAAAACCAGCACUUUAGUAAAUAUACCCCUAAGAUUCUUCUUUUGAGUGAGUUGUCAUAAGCACAGCCCAUCUAUUAUUAUUUUUUUUUUACUAUUAUUGCACUCUAAAGUUAAUUUGUAAAGGAUCUUGUUGAUGGCAAUAACCAUGCAACGUAAAAGCUGAUAUAUCCACGCAUAGGAUAAGAUACCAACCUUCCCAGUUGCCAGCUUUUCCAAGUCAUUGCAGUACCUUUUUAUAAUCCAUUUUCUCUUCUUUGGGUAUAUUACAUUGUGAUUAUCUGAGAUCCUAAAUUAUUCAGACCAUAUGACCUUCGAUUAGUCAGGUUUUGUACAUGGAAAGUCUAAGUGGAAUUAAUACAUUUUGUUGUCAGAGGGGCUGGUUCCCCUUUGGUGUUAUAAGGGUAGGUAGACUUAAACGUUUAAGUGUACAUAAUUUUGUUUGUUAAUUUAGCCUGGAAGGUUUUUUUUUUUUUGUUUUUUUCCGUUUAUCUAAAAUAUCUCUCACUUGAAUUAUUGCCUUUUUUGUGCGGUGUACUGGUAUAACUUGUACAGUUUCCUUUUAAAUGUUUAAACUAUGCUGAUUAUACAUUGAUCUUGCUUGCAGAUGAAAGAUUACUCUCUUUGCACUCCAAAACCAUCCUUUCACUUGUACUGAAAAACAAGCCUGUAACAACUUCGUAUAUAUUUUUUUUUAUUAAAUAAUUCCUUAUUUGUAAGCGGCACAUUUAGUCACUUACUCUGCACCCACAGAAGUAAAAUUUGUAUGCUGUUUUUAAGUUCCUGUUGCAAGUCAUGGACACUGUGGAAUUCGGUGUGUUUGAGAUGCAAGUUUGUUCCCCAGUUACUGUCAUUUUUAUGAAAAUAGGGUGUUAGCACAGAGCGGUGGAGUCAUUGUAUAUAGGAAGGACUGACUCUCUAGCAGGUCUCCUGUAACCUUUUUCCUGUUAAGCCACAAAAAUGGGUUCUAUUCAUGCCAGUCUCCUUUCUCUGAAAGGAACACAUCAGAUAUUGAAUGUAACACAUAGUCUAAUAAAUUUUAAAGGAAAUUAUUUAACAAAAUUAAA